GCAGACAGAGUCGGAUACUCAUUCUUCCUUAUGAGAAGAUCGCCAGAUAGAGGGAGGGAAGUGGGAACCCCAAGGUUUUUGGAAGGAGAAGCGGAUAGAUGAUGGCGGGAAGUGGAGAGUCGGAAUCUGGAGGAGGAAGGAAGAAAGGGGCGAUGAAGAUUGAAGGGUACCCGGUGGAGGGGCUGUCGAUCGGAGGGCAGGAGACGUGCGUCAUCUUCCCAACCCUCAAGAUCGCCUUCGACAUUGGCCGCUGUCCGCAGCGAGCCAUCGGCCAGGAGUUUCUCUUCAUCUCCCACGGCCACAUGGACCACAUCGGAGGAUUGCCAAUGUAUGUAGCAACUCGGGGCCUAUAUAGCAUGAAGCCUCCAACUAUUUUUGUUCCCAGAUCUAUAAAGAACAGUGUGGAGAAGCUUUUUGUAGUUCACAGAGAAAUGGAUCAGUCUGAACUUAAACACACACUGAUAGGUCUAGACGCUGGAGAGGAGUUUCAGUUUCGAAGGGACCUUAUUGUUAGACCUUUCAGAACAUAUCAUGUUGUACCAAGUCAAGGUUAUCUAAUUUAUUCGGUAAAGCAGAAAUUAAAGCAGGAGUUUGUUGGACUUUCUGGAAAUGAAAUUAAGAACUUGAGAUUGUCAGGUGUGGAGGUUACCAACACAGUCAGAUCACCUGAAAUUGCAUUCACGGGAGACACCAUGGCUGAUUUUAUAGUUGACCCUGACAAUAGUGAUGUUUUGCAUGCAAAAGUUCUUAUUAUGGAGAGCACAUUCCUAGAUAAUGGGAUAGCAGUACAGCAUGCUAGGGAUUACGGUCACACUCAUCUCUCUGAGAUUGUCGGCUAUGCAGAGAGGUUCCACAAUAAAGCAAUUCUUCUUAUCCAUUUUUCUGCUCGUUACACAAAAAAUGAGAUCGAAGCUUCAAUGUCUCAGUUGCCUUCAAAUCUGUUUGACAAGGUCUUCACUCUAACCGAAGGAAUUUGAGCAGACGCUAUGAGAUGAACAUGUCAGUGGGACCAGAGAAUUAUGCUUUAUAUUUGGAUUGUCAAUCCAUCAGUUGGUUGGCAAGAGGACCUUUUCCUUGGUAGUUGCUUCCUUGGAAAGAAGGAAAUGAUAAAGGUCUGCAAAAAGAGAAGCCACUGUCUUGAUAUUGCUUUGACAAUCAUGGAUUCUUGGUCCGGAAUGGCUGGUUUAUGAUCUUAGAUUGCUUCUAGAAUAGGGUAUUUUUUAAGCUUAAUGGUUUAUGUAUUAGAAGGAUCGGAGGAAUUAUCAAUAUAAACUGGUUUAGACUGCAUAUGAAGUCUAGGCAACCUACCAAACUCAAGGCAAGUGAUAUUAAUGACUUUGGCAACACCAAUGGUGGUGCCAAACGUUGGAUUUGGUAUAGCUACAGUUUGAAAA
This is a messenger RNA of Nymphaea colorata (pocket water lily), 1394 nucleotides long. RefSeq names its product nuclear ribonuclease Z-like. Bases 99 to 977 code for a protein of 292 amino acids. The transcript is spliced from 8 exons. NCBI's taxonomy places the organism in Eukaryota, Viridiplantae, Streptophyta, Magnoliopsida, Nymphaeales, Nymphaeaceae. The record is from RefSeq and is a predicted model, not a curated record.